This is a messenger RNA of Miscanthus lutarioriparius, 5898 nucleotides long. The record is from the annotation of a GenBank genome assembly. Lineage: Eukaryota; Viridiplantae; Streptophyta; Magnoliopsida; Poales; Poaceae.
AUGGCACUCCUCACCAGAUCCGCUCGCGCGCCGCCACCACUGCUAAGAUUUGGAUCGCCGCCAUCGAGCCCGUUGUGGCCAUCACCAUCAUAUCUGACUGUCUGCGAGAGAGAGGGUGAGAGAGAUACUGAGAGAAGAGAAAGGGUUCCUAGCAGCCUGACAGUGGAGAAAUCAAACAAGGAAUGCAAUGGCUCCUCGUCCGUUGAUCAUACAAGGAGCCUGAUCGAUCUUAUCAAUCUCAUUCUCCUCGCCGUUUACAUCCUGAGCUUGGUGGUCUCUGCUUGCGCGAUGAGAUUCAGGGUUCGCACAAGGGACCUGCCGUGGCUGUGCUCUCUUACUUCUCUCUGCUGCGCCGUUCUUGGCAUUGCGUACAUCAGCUCCGGCGCAUGGGGCUCUUCUUCCUCUUCGUCUUCGUCUUCCAGGGCAGAGCUCUUCGUCAGAGCGGUGGUUUGGAUUGUCGUCUCGGUUUCUUUGGUUGUUCGGCCGACCAGGUUCUCCCGUGCUGCGGCCAUGGCGUGGUGGGCAGUGCUUGCAGCUAUGGCCACAGCGUACAGCGUGGAGAAGAUCGUCAGGGGCAGCUCGAUGGACGUGCUUGACAUCGCGUCGUGGGUUGUCAGCUCGAUGCUUCUUUUGUGCGCAGUAAGUGUUUGCAGAAAUCUCUCCUUCCGCAGCGAUGGUGGAGAGGAGGAGACCCAGCCGUUGCUGACGACGGCGGGGGGCGGGGAGCAGAGAAAGGCGGCGUUCGGGGAUGCCGGGUACUUGAGCCGCCUGACCUUCACGUGGGUGGACCCGUUGCUCCGCCUCGGGUACUCUAAGCCGCUCGACCUCGGCGACAUCCCGCCGCUGGACGCCGACGACGCGGCGGCGGAGGCGCGCCGGACGUUUCUGGAGGAAUGGCUCCGGCGGAGGCAGACGGCCGCCGGGAGGACAGGCACAAGCAAUCUGGUGUUCUGGGUGCUCGCCACGUGCUACAGGAAAGACCUCCUCCUGACGGCGCUGUACACGCUGCUCCGGACACUGUCCUUCGGCGCGGCGCCGGUGAUCCUGUACUGCUUCGUGUCCUACUCGUACCAGCGGGAGCGAGAGCUCGCCACGGGAAUCGCCCUCAUCUCCGGCCUGCUCUUGAUGAAGGUCGUCGAGUCGCUGUCGCAGAGGCACUGGUUCUUCGGGUCCAGGCGGCUCGGGAUGCGCAUGCGCUCGGCGCUCAUGGCUGCCAUCUUUGACAAGCAGCUGAGGUUGUCCAGCGAGGCGCGGACGCGGCACUCCGCCGGCGAGGUCGCAAACUACAUCGCCGUCGACGCGUACCGGAUCGGCGAGUUCCCGUUCUGGCUGCACAUGGUGUGGUGCAUGCCGCUGCAGCUCGCCCUCGCCAUCGCGAUGCUCUUCUGGACCGUGGGCGCCGGAACGCUGCCGGGCCUGGCCCCCGUCGCCGUCUGCGGCGUGCUCAACGUCCCUCUCGCCAGGAUGCUGCAGCGCUACCAGUCACGGUUCAUGCAGGCGCAGGACGAGAGGCAGCGCGCCACGGCGGAGGUGCUCAACGCCAUGAAGAUCGUCAAGCUGCACUCGUGGGAGGACAGGUUCAGGGAGACGGUGCAGCGGUUGCGUGACGUCGAGAUCCAGUGGCUUGCUGAGACGCAGGUCAAGAAGGCCUACGGCAGCGCUCUGUACUGGAUGUCUCCGACGAUCAUCUCCGCCGUCAUCUUCGCGGGGACGGCCGCGCUCCGGAGCGCGCCGCUGGAUGCCAGCGUCGUGUUCACCAUCCUCUCCACGUUGCGCGUCAUGUCGGAGCCUAUGAGGGUGCUGCCAGAGGUGAUGUCCAUCAUGAUCCAAGUCAAGAUAUCGCUGGAUCGCAUUGGCGAGUUCCUUGCCGAGGAUGAGUUCCAGGACGACGCGGUGGACAGGACAUCCAUGCCGUUGCCAGCCUCCGACAUGAGCCUCAUCGUUCAAGAUGGUUUCUUUAGCUGGGAGCCGAGCAAGGCCAUUGCAACUCUGAAAGAAAUCAGUGUCAGGGCAGUUCGGGGUGAGAAGAUUGCGGUCUGUGGGCCUGUCGGCGCAGGGAAAUCGUCGUUGCUGUGCGCAAUGCUUGGCGAGAUACCAAGAAUCUUCGGAUCGGUAUCAGUGUCUGGCUCAGUUGCUUAUGUUUCACAGACGUCCUGGAUCCAGAGUGGCACUGUACGCGAUAAUGUACUCUUUGGGAAGCCCAUGAACACUGAGGAUUACGAGAAGGCGAUAAGGUGUUGUGCAUUGGACAAGGACAUUGAGAACUUUCCGCAUGGGGACCUGACAGAGAUUGGUCAGAGAGGCUUGAACAUGAGUGGAGGACAGAAGCAGAGGAUUCAGCUCGCGAGAGCGGUCUAUAACGACGCCGACAUUUACCUUCUCGAUGAUCCUUUCAGUGCUGUUGAUGCACAUACAGCUGCUACUCUUUUCAAUGAUUGUGUGAUGGCAGCACUUAAGAACAAGACUGUGAUUCUUGUGACACAUCAAGUGGAGUUCCUUUCCAAGGUUGACAACAUUCUGGUCAUGGAAAAUGGGGAGAUAACUCAGGAAGGAACAUAUGAGGUGCUUCUGCAGUCUGGCACAGCAUUUGAACAGCUUGUAAACGCUCAUAGGGAUUCAAAAACAACACUAGACUCCCAGGAUCGUGGCAAAGGAGCAGAAGAGCCAGGCACAUUUCUUCAGAACCAAAUACGGAUGAUACAGCAGAACAGCGAAGCAGAAAUAUCUGAUGCUAAUCUCCUGUCGGUCCAACUUACAGAAGAGGAGAAGAGGGAACUAGGAGAAGCUGGACUGAAACCAUACAAGGACUAUGUUUCAGUGUCGAAGGGCUGUUUUCUCCUCGUCCUUCUAAUACUCGCACAGUGUGCGUUCGUCAUCCUGCAAUGCCUGGCAACUUAUUGGCUUGCAAUUGCAAUUCAAAGCCGCCAGUUUAGUGUCGUACUUGUGGUUGGAGUGUAUGCAGUGAUGGCAGCUGCAAGCUGCCUCUUCGCCUAUAUUAGGAGCCUUCUUGCUGCUCACUUUGGCCUGAAAGCAUCGACGGAGUUCUUUUCAGGGUUCAUGGAUUCAUUGUUCAGGGCCCCAAUGCUGUUCUUCGAUUCCACUCCAACUGGAAGGAUCAUGAUCCGGGCUUCGUCUGAUCUUAGCAUCUUAGACUUUGACAUCCCGUAUACGAUGAGCUUUGUCAUCUCGGGCAUAAUUGAAGUGGCAGGAACCAUAAUUAUCAUGACCAUGGUUACCUGGCAAGUAGUACUAGUGGUCGUUCCUGUUGUGAUUGCUCUGUUAUACAUUCAGAGGUACUACAUUGCAUCGGCGAGGGAGCUAGUAAGGAUCAAUGGAACUACAAAGGCACCUGUCAUGAACUUUGCGGCAGAGUCGAUGCUGGGAGUGACCACCAUAAGGGCCUUUGCAGCUACAAAGAAGUUUAUUCAGAGAAAUCUUCAGCUCAUAGACACAGAUGCGACACUGUUCUUCUACACCAAUGCAGCACUGGAGUGGGUGCUUUUGCGUGUCGAAGCACUGCAAAUCUUGGUCAUCAUCACAUCAUCCAUCCUUCUUGUCUCACUACCGGAGGGAGCUGUUGCUCCAGGAUUCCUUGGUCUCUGUCUCUCAUAUGCAUUGACGCUUUCUUCUGCUCAAGUGUUCUUAACAAGAUUCUACUCAAAUCUGGAAAAUUACAUAAUAUCUGUGGAGAGGAUCAUGCAGUUCAUGCAUUUACCAGAAGAGCCUCCGGCUGUCAUCCCUGACAGAAGGCCUCCUCCUUCAUGGCCAUCUGAAGGAAGAAUCGAUUUGGAUAAUUUGAGAGUCAAAUACAGGCCAAAUGCGCCAACGGUUCUGCGCGGAAUCACCUGCACAUUUUCAGCUGGAAACAAGAUUGGAGUUGUUGGCAGAACUGGGAGUGGGAAGACGACUCUUUUGAGUGCACUGUUCCGCCUUAUUGAUCCAUACAGCGGGCGAAUACUCAUUGAUGACCUUGACAUUUGCACCAUUGGACUGAAGGAUCUGAGGAUGAAGCUCAGCAUCAUUCCCCAAGAGCCAACACUUUUCAGAGGCAGUGUAAGGAGUAAUGUGGAUCCUCUGGGUCUGCAUUCUGAUGAGGAUAUCUGGGAGGUUUUAGAUAAGUGCCAACUGAAGAAAACAAUCAGUGCCCUUCCUGGACUACUUGAAUCACCAGUGAGUGAUGACGGCGAGAACUGGAGCGCCGGUCAACGGCAGCUCUUCUGCCUUGCGCGUGUUCUCCUCCGAAGGAACAAGAUACUGGUCCUUGAUGAGGCGACAGCAUCCAUCGACUCGGCCACCGACGCCAUCCUGCAGAGGGUGAUCAAGAAAGAAUUUUCAGGUUGCACAGUCAUCACCAUAGCACACAGGGUUCCAACUGUCACAGACAGUGACAUGGUCAUGGUCCUUUCCUACGGCAAGAUGAUCGAGUACAACAUGCCAUCAAUUCUGAUGGAAAAUAAGAACUCUGCAUUUUGUGUGCCUAGCCCUUCAUGUGCUGUGCAUUUUAGAGUAUCCCGGACCGUGGUGGGCGGCAUGGCGCCACCGGAACCAGAGCCAUGUCGCCCAGAGUGGCUUCCUGAUGGGAUGGAUCCAAAAACAAGUUUCUUCCUUGAUAUGAAAUUGUUUGGUAACAAUACUAGAGUGGAGGGUGGCUGGUAUAGUACCAGCAAGGUUGUAGACAGUGACUAUACUAAUUUCGAGGACUUCGUUGAUGAUAUCUUGCAUUCAUACCCUAAAGGCUACGAUGAUGUUGUCAAACUGUUCUACCUUGCCGAUGAAUCCCAUGUAGAAAUCAGAACAGACGAGGAGCUGCUUGCAAUGUUUGCUAAGCAUGAGAGCUCUAAAGUCAUCCGCAUGUCCAUUGGCUACUUUGAUACUAGGAAGCCACAUGUUCCUCCUCCUGAUUGGAACAUAUCCAAUGUUGUUAUUUCUGAUGUUGUGCCUUGUACACCUUCUUUGCCACAAAACCCUCCUCUCAAAGCUAUCACACAAGGCACCCAACCUACAAAAUCUGAUUCCCAUGGUACCCAACCUACAGAAACAACUAAUGACACAUUGGACACAUAUCUUGUGAAUCCUUUCCCGCAAAAUGAGCAUGCUGGAGAUGAUGAUGAUGAUGAUGAUGAUGAGGGUCAAGCAAUCAUGGCAGGUGUAGCUGCUGUUUUUCCAAAUGUAGAGCAUAGGGAGUGCAUGGUGCAUUUGGUUAGUAACUUUAAAAAGAGGUAUCAUGGAAAGGUAUUUGAUAAGAACUUGUGGCCUGCUGCAUAUUCUUGGAAUUCAUACUAUUUUAACAAGCAUUGGCAUGAAAUGGCUGAAGCUAAACCUGCUGCAGUGAAGUAUCUAAGGCAAAAUCACACCAAAUUGUGGACCAGAAGCCAGUUUUCAACUCUGUCUAAGGUAGAUUAUGUCACUAACAAUCUAGCUGAGAGCUUCAACAACUGGAUCAAGAGUGAAAAAGAUCGGAACUUAGAUGAUCUUAUGGACGUGAUCAGACAAAAGCUCAUGGUCAAGUGGAAUAAAAGGAGGAAAAUUGCACGAAAGAUGGAAGGCAAGAUAUUACCCCAUAUUGUGAAAAACCUAAAGGAGAGGAGCAGAAAUUUGGAUAUGGAUGUGCUUGAAGGUUCAGAUGAAAUUGGAGAGGUGAUAAGGAGGGGCGGCUCAGGUUUCAGGAUGUCGUGGUGCAGUUCCAACCAACUUGAACCAAUGGCCGCAAUCAUGCUUCCAACUACUGAGAAGAAAGCGACUAAAGGAAAGAGGGCCAAGUCCAAGCUUGUGCAGGAUAAGAAGGCGGCGCCUACUCCUCAAGAUAGCCCAGCGAUGUGCACUAGAAGCAAAAUAGAUCAUUUCACUCCUGGAAGCCCGGCAUUGUGCACUAGAAGCAAAAGGAAGCUAGAUGUCUAA